This is a messenger RNA of Mercenaria mercenaria, 924 nucleotides long. Its product is annotated as beta-1,4-galactosyltransferase 4-like. The coding region runs from base 1 to 924 and encodes 307 amino acids. Gene Ontology annotation, biological process: carbohydrate metabolic process; glycosphingolipid biosynthetic process. The transcript has a single exon. Gene Ontology annotation, molecular function: N-acetyl-beta-glucosaminyl-derivative 4-beta-N-acetylgalactosaminyltransferase activity. The record is from RefSeq and is a predicted model, not a curated record. NCBI's taxonomy places the organism in Eukaryota, Metazoa, Mollusca, Bivalvia, Venerida, Veneridae.
AUGUCUCCGUUAGUGACAACAGACGAUGUUAGAAAUGCAAAGGUCAUUUCUAAAAUAAAAUAUGGUGGGAUUUUCAGACCACUAAACUGUAAAUCCUCACAGAAGGUUGCCGUGAUUAUUCCGUACAGAGAUCGUCCCAAGCAUUUGGAUAUACUUGUUUAUCAUCUGCAUAACAUGCUGCAGCGUCAACAAGUGCAUUAUGGGAUAUAUGUUGUAGAAAUGGACUUACCCGUGCAGUUCAACAGAGGUCUUUUAGCCAACGCAGGUUUCCUUACAGCAAGGAGUAUAGGCAAUUACACGUGCUACAUCAUACAUGACGUUGAUCUCGUGCCGAUUAAUGACCGUAAUUUAUACAAAUGUAGCAAAGCUGGUCCAACACAUCUAGUGACCCGGAAUUCGGCAUUUGAAAGUGGAAAAAAUCCGUACGACAGUUAUGUGGGUGGGGUAAUAGCAAUGAGUGCAGUACAAUACGAAGAACUAAAUGGUUUCUCUAACCUCUAUUUCGGAUGGGGAGGGGAAGAUGACGAUCUUUAUAAACGGAUGGUUGCCAGAAACAUGACUCUUCAACGACCCCCGGAGCACAUCGGAUUAUACAUGGCUUUAAAACACACGCAAGACACCUCAAACCCUCCUAAUCCUUUCAGAGAAAUUCUUCUGAGACAAGCAAUAAAUAGAAUUAAGAAAGAUGGAUUGUCCUCAGUGGUAUACAACCGGAAGUCACUGGAAUUUCGACCACUCUACACAUGGAUUUUAAUAGAUUGUAUUGAAAGUGAAGUUUUAGGAAGAUAUCCACUUUUAAAAGCUGAUUCUGAAUUGAUGUCGCGAAACGCAAAACGGAAUAAAUACCUAACAUAUAUAAAGUCUGGGUACGGUGUGCCAAAUGGAUACAAAUUCACGUACAGGGGAAAUCGCAUAAUGAACUAA